Saccostrea cuccullata (small rock oyster) is the source of this 753-nucleotide messenger RNA. RefSeq lists its product as uncharacterized. Gene Ontology annotation, molecular function: protein binding. The transcript is spliced from 2 exons. NCBI's taxonomy places the organism in Eukaryota, Metazoa, Mollusca, Bivalvia, Ostreida, Ostreidae. The record is from RefSeq and is a predicted model, not a curated record. The coding region runs from base 61 to 753 and encodes 230 amino acids.
ACUUCCGCUUUCAAGCAUAAUACGUCUGACUUACCUUCUCCGGAAGGUUAAAACAACAGAAUGGCGACACAAAUAGAAGACAAAAUUUUCAAGACACCAGACGAACAAGAAGUUGACUACUUCCCGUACGAUCCAGACCUAACAGAUCUAACUCUCAUCGUGGAAGGAAGGAAAAUACAUGUAAUCAAAGCUGUGCUAAUGGAUGCAUCACCUGUAUUCAGAAAAAUGUUCACUGACGACUUUAAAGAAAAGAAUGAAGCAGAAGUUUGUCUUUCUGGAAAGGAAUAUUCCAGUUUCAUUUUGUUUCUGAGAUGUAUUUUUCCAAGAGAAUAUGUUAUUCUUUCUGAAAGAAGUAUUGCAGAUCUUUUGCCACUAGCACAAGAGUACGAUUUAAGAUGCAUUUUAAUGGAGUGUGAAACAUGGCUAUUAACUGAACUUGAGUUCAAGAAAUCAAAAGUACAGAACCAUUAUGAAAAUAGCGUCGAAUACCUUACGAAGUGUCUUUACUAUGGCAAUGAGUACUGCUUGAGAGAAUUGUAUGCUAAAGCUUUCCAAUUAAUGAUUCCACAUAAGCUCACCAGAUAUAAGACGAAUCAAUUCUACCAGAAGCUUCCUGAGAAAAAUAAACGGCUUACUAAGAUUGAAGAAAUGGGGACAUUAUUAAACACAAUUACCUCAUCUGGAUUUAGUUUGGGUACACCAGCUACAUGUAAUUAUUCAGAAACAACGACUUCUGCACAAAUUGUCUUUUAA